UAGACGGUCACAGCUGAGCUAGCUGCAUGAGAUGGGUGCUUGGGUCGGGAUGGCCGCGGCGCCUGCGCACGGCAAGACCAAGAGCGGGCACUCGUCGUCGUCGGCCGUCCGGCCGGCGCGGCUGGCGGUCGCGGUGACCGUUAUGGCCGUGCUGCUCAUGGUCGUCCUCUUCGGUGCACGGUGGACGCCCAGCUCCGCCGGCGCCGGGGACACCAGCUGGGUCACGGCCGGCGCUCGCGUCGUCAUCAACGCCGUGUCCAGCGGCCAACAAGGCGCCGAUCCCGUCGUGAAGGUGGCGGAGGUGCACGACCGGCUGCUGGGCGGCCUCCUCUCGCCGGACUUCAACGACAGCUCCUGCCUCAGCCGCUACCGCGCCUCGCUCUACCGGCGGCAGUCAUUCCACGUCCUCUCGUCGCACCUCGCCUCCACCCUCCGCCGCUACGAGUCGCUCCACCGCCUCUGCGGCCCCGGCACGUCCGCCUACGAGCGCGCCGUCGCCCGCCUGCGCUCCCCGUCGUCGUCGAACACCUCCGACGACGACGCCGCCGCCGCUCCUCCCUCGGAGUGCAGGUACCUCGUGUGGACGCCUCACGCGGGGCUCGGCAACCGCAUGCUCUCGCUCACGUCCGCCUUCCUCUAUGCGCUCCUCACCGGCCGCGUCCUCCUCUUCCACCGCCCCGGCGACGACAUGAGGGACCUCUUCUGCGAGCCGUUCCCAGGCACGACGUGGAUCCUCCCGGAGGACUUCCCCAUCCGCGGCAUGGAGCGCUUCGGCAUACACACCCGCGAGAGCCUCGGCAACGCGCUGGGCCGCGGCGAGGGCGGCGGCAGGGCGCCGCCGCCGUGGAUGUACGUCCACCUGCGGCACGACUACACGCGCGGCGGCGCCAGCGACCGGCUCUUCUUCUGCGACGACGGGCAGGACGCGCUGCGGCGCGUCGGCUGGGUGGUGCUCCUCUCCGACAACUACUUCCUGCCCGGCCUGUUCCUGAUCCCGCGGUUCGAGCGCGAGCUGUCGCUCAUGUUCCCGCGCCGCGACGCCGCGUUCCACCACCUCGGCCGGUACCUGUUCCACCCGAGCAACACGGUGUGGGGGAUGGUGAUGCGGUACCACGGCUCGUACCUGGCCAGGGCGGAGGAGCGCGUCGGCAUCCAGGUGCGUACCUUCGGGUGGGCGCCCAUCUCCACCGACGACCUCUACGGCCAGAUCGUCUCCUGCGCGCACGGCGAGAACAUCCUGCCCCGCGUGCGCGAGCCCGGCUCCAGCAACGCCACCGCCGCCGCCACCACCGGAGCACGGCAGCCGGCGACGCGCAAGGCGGUGCUCGUCGUGUCGCUGCACGGCGAGUACUACGAGAAGAUCAGGGACCUGUACUACGAGCGCGGCGCGGCGGGCGGGGACGCGGUGAGCGUGUUCCAGCCGACGAACCUGGGCGGGCAGCACUCGGAGGAGCGGCUGCACAACCAGAAGGCGCUCGCGGAGAUCAUGCUGCUCAGCUUCUCCGACGCGGUGCUCACGUCGGCCGCCUCGACGUUCGGGUACGUGAGCCACGGUCUGGCCGGGCUCCGGCCAUGGGUGCUCAUGAGCCCCGUUCGCAGGAGGGCGCCCAACCCGCCGUGCCGGCUAGCCGCCACCAUCGAGCCGUGCUUCCACACCCCACCGCACUACGACUGCCAGGCGAAGACGAAAGGUGACAACGGCAGGACGGUCCGGCACGUCCGGCACUGCGAGGACCUCAGCGAUGGUGUUCAGUUGGUGGAAUGAGCCGCUACUCCAUGGCAUUCCAUUGUCCCUCAGCCUGUUCAUCUGCAAUGUUCUUUGUUCCUAAAGCAUUAAGAGAUCAUUUACUGAACUGUAAUGAAAGUUUGUAUGGUAUGAUAUUUCUCAAGGCUAGAACUUUGCACAUCAGCAAGAUAUGUCAACAAAACUAUAGACUAUAGUAAUUGAGAACACAGUGCUAACAAAUGAAAUAGAAAAUCAAGGUAAG
Messenger RNA from Oryza brachyantha (malo sina), 1988 nucleotides. RefSeq names its product probable fucosyltransferase 7. Lineage: Eukaryota; Viridiplantae; Streptophyta; Magnoliopsida; Poales; Poaceae. The coding region runs from base 32 to 1765 and encodes 577 amino acids. Gene Ontology annotation, molecular function: galactoside 2-alpha-L-fucosyltransferase activity. The record is from RefSeq and is a predicted model, not a curated record. Gene Ontology annotation, cellular component: Golgi apparatus; membrane. Gene Ontology annotation, biological process: xyloglucan biosynthetic process; cell wall biogenesis. The transcript is spliced from 2 exons.